AUGAGCUUCACCAAAUUGAGUGAGAUUGAGCUGCCGGCUGCUUUCGACGCCCAUGUGCACUUGCGCGAUGGUGAAAUGUCGCAGCUCGUUACGCCGACGAUUCGCCAUGGUGGUGUGAAUCAGGUAUAUGUCAUGCCAAACUUGGUCCCUCCGAUCACGACGGUCAAACAAUGCCUCGAGUACCGCGACAGGUUGAGGGCCAUUGAGCCAAAUGUCGACUAUCUCAUGUCACUUUACCUGCAUGAAUCAAUCACGCCAGAAGUCAUCCGCGAAGCAAAGAAAGCCGGCAUACACAGGCGUCAAGUCCUACCCAGCUGGCGUAACAACCACUACGAGUCCUUCUACCCCGUCUUCGCCGAAAUGGAAGCGCAAAACAUGAUCCUCAAUCUUCACGGCGAAGUCCCCUCCACCCCUCCCUCCACCACCCACUCCAAAGACACAACUUCCAUCACCAUCCUCAACGCCGAGCCCGCCUUCCUCCCGACUUUUAAAUCCCUGCACGCCAGAUUCCCCAACCUCCGCAUCAUCCUCGAACACUGCAGCACCGCCGCCGCCCUCGACGCCGUGCGCGCAUGCGGGCCCAGCGUCGCUGGCACCAUCACCGCGCACCAUCUCUCCCUCAUUAUCGACGAUUGGGCGGGUGAUCCGUUCUGCUUCUGCAAGCCCGUGGCCAAGACGCCCGAGGACCGCGACGCCUUGCUUCAAGCUGUCGUGCGCAGCGGGGGCAAGUUCUUCCCUGGGCACGGAUAG
Molecule: messenger RNA, 750 nt
Organism: Parastagonospora nodorum SN15
Lineage: Eukaryota; Fungi; Ascomycota; Dothideomycetes; Pleosporales; Phaeosphaeriaceae
Exons: 3
Coding region: 1-750 (249 amino acids)
Biological process (GO): 'de novo' pyrimidine nucleobase biosynthetic process; pyrimidine nucleotide biosynthetic process
Cellular component (GO): cytoplasm
Molecular function (GO): dihydroorotase activity
Source: RefSeq, a predicted model, not a curated record